This is a messenger RNA of Baudoinia panamericana UAMH 10762, 752 nucleotides long. RefSeq lists its product as uncharacterized. The record is from RefSeq and is a predicted model, not a curated record. Lineage: Eukaryota; Fungi; Ascomycota; Dothideomycetes; Mycosphaerellales; Teratosphaeriaceae. The transcript has a single exon. Bases 100 to 489 code for a protein of 129 amino acids.
AACCUGCGACACUCAAACCGAAUUCUGACUCGCUUCGUGCUUACGAUAAAACCGGCCAACCAUUUGCAACAAUGUGCUUCGAAGGUGCUUUUUGCCUCCAUGCCGCAUCAUCAUCUGCUGAGGUGCGGCCAUACGAUCAUGACCAGGACGGUGGGAGUGUGUGGGCGGAACUGUCAGCAGUCGGUCAUUGUUGAUGGCAGAGAGCACUGUUUCAAUGCUCCGUUCGCGUGCAGAGAGCCAUCUUGCAUGGCACGGCGUUGUGGAAGCUUCCCAGGACUCAGUAUCCCAAACAACAGAAGACAUGUUGAGCGACCAAGGCCGAGUCAGCCCGGACACGUCUACGGUCACGAUGCGGUAGCAGACGCAAAGCAGCAAGCCGUGAAGCAGAGUGAUACGCUCGCGUCUCUCGGUGACUUUGGUCUGGAAGACAGCAGCCGAAUGUCGGUACUCAAUCUAGGAGAAAGCUGCGCCGUCGCAGUCGGUCGCUAACAGCCAUCGAAGAGCAAAAAUACCUCGGCCGCUUUUCCGUCAAGCAAGAGUCACGCGAUGAGGCCGUGACCGAAUUAUAACGGCAGCUGCUGGCGCACCGGGAGCACACGAAGGCAGCUGAGUUGUUUCAACGCGAGCAGCGCAUCCUCGCAAUCGACGGCACGGACAAGCUGCUCGGGACUGGCAAGCCGAGGAAUGACCGCGUCCGCCAGCUUCAGCAGGCCGCAGACGAGCCCAAGCGACCUGCCUCUAAGCUACCUACC